Molecule: messenger RNA, 437 nt
Organism: Centruroides sculpturatus (bark scorpion)
Lineage: Eukaryota; Metazoa; Arthropoda; Arachnida; Scorpiones; Buthidae
Product: CD9 antigen-like
Exons: 2
Coding region: 132-422 (96 amino acids)
Cellular component (GO): membrane
Source: RefSeq, a predicted model, not a curated record
GUGCGCAUGCUCCCGUUCGUUUUUAGAUCAGCGCCCUGCUUGGUAGCAGUAAUUAAAGUUGGAGUUAGUUUCUGGUUGUUUAUUCCAUUUUUCUCGUGCGAUAGAUCGAAGAGAAUCGUAUCGUUUAAAAAAUGGCGUUACAAGGUUGUUACGCAUGCAUCAAAUACUUGGUUAUCAUCUUUAACUUUCUUUUCUGGUUGGCUGGAAUAGCAGUAUUGGGUUUAUCUGUUUAUUCAUAUAUAAAAGGGUCUACCUAUGCAUCAGGAUCAGAGGACAUCAAGUCAUUCUUUACUCCACUCUACAUACUUAUGGCAGCUGGAUCUCUUAUGACUAUACUUGGAUUCCUUGGUUGUUGUGGUGCUUUAAGAGAAAGCCAAUGCAUGCUUGGAACAGUAAGAAUUUUAUUUAAUUGGAAAUAUUAAAUAUUCAUACUAUAA